Molecule: messenger RNA, 1892 nt
Organism: Cottoperca gobio
Lineage: Eukaryota; Metazoa; Chordata; Actinopteri; Perciformes; Bovichtidae
Gene: pdxp
Product: pyridoxal (pyridoxine, vitamin B6) phosphatase
Exons: 2
Coding region: 190-1143 (317 amino acids)
Cellular component (GO): cytosol; cytoplasm
Molecular function (GO): phosphatase activity
Source: RefSeq, a predicted model, not a curated record
AACACGUCAAUGUUUAUGUACCCUGCUGUCCGUGUAUGUAACCGCACCAAGGACUCUGCUAUGUGAUUUCCUGACAUUGAUUUGUUUUCGUAAUCAUUUAACCUGCUGUUUUAGUACAUUAUGCACCAGCCGUUUGCAUGGGGAACCACUAGCAGGUGAAACACGGAGGAAACAGAGGAAAAAGCCGAAAUGGCAGGCGCCUUUGGCUUCAAAGGCUGCCAGAAAAUUCGAGGUCCGCAGAUUAGAAAUCUGCUCGAGGCGAAGGACUUCAUCCUCCUCGACUGCGACGGGGUCAUAUGGCACGGAGAGAAGGCGAUAACGGGCGCGGCAAAGGUGGUGAAUUCGCUGGUACGGCACGGCAAAAACGUAGUGUUCGUCACCAACAACUGCACCAGGCCCCGGGAGAAUUAUGUGCACAAGUUCUCCCGGCUGGGCUUCACCGACGUGAUGCUGGAGCAGAUCUUCAGCUCGUCGUACUGCUCGGCUCUCUACCUAAGGGACGUCGUUAAGAUCGGCGGCCAGGUGUUCGUCAUGGGCUGCGAAGCACUGCGCAGGGAGCUGCAGGAGGCGGGCAUCCCCUGUGUGGAGGAGGCGGACGAGCCGGACGCCACAAUCUACAACUGCGCUCUGGCUCCGGACGUCAAGGCGGUGCUGGUGGGACAUGAUGAUAAAAUGACUUUUCUCAAACUGGCCAAAGCCUCGUGCUACCUGAGGGACCCGGACUGUCUGUUCCUGGCCACCGACAACGACCCCUGGCACCCUCUGUCAGGUGGAAGGAUACUGCCAGGUUCUGGGUCCCUCACUGCAGCCCUGGAGGUGUCCUCAGGUCGCAAGGCCACUGUGAUCGGGAAGCCUAGCCGCUUCAUGUUCGAGUGCAUCUCCAGUCAGUUCAGGGGGGUGGACCCCGCCCAGUGCCUGAUGAUCGGGGACCGCCUGGAGACAGACAUGCUGUUCGGGUCCAACUGCGGCCUCGACACCAUGCUCACUCUCACCGGUGUGUCUCAGAUCGAGGAGGCCCAGGAGUACAGGAAUAGUGAGCUGUCCACCAACCAAAGCUUGGUGCCCAACUACGUGGUGGACACCAUCGCUGACUUCUUACCUGCUUUUGAGGAACUGGAGGAACUGGAAGAACAGAGCAAUUGACGAGUCCUUUCGCCUCCAGCACGGAGCAUAGAUUUGCUUCUGCUGCAUUUCAAGUGCAAUGUUUAGUCUGCCGUUUGCAAAAAACACGUACCAAUCCACAAUGAUCAACCAUAGGACAGAAUGUUCUCCCCAGUAAUCCAGUGUAUACCUCAGUGUUUCUAGUGUUGUGCCCAUUUGUGACUUGACAGGUCCUUGUUGCCAUAAGUGUUUAUAUUAAUAUAUUAAUAUACUGCACUUUCUUCUUCAUAAAGUUCAUAGGUCGUGUUUGAUAUUGGGUUUUGAACAUCCAGAGGUAUUUUUGUAAAGCCAUGAAUUGUUCUGUAACGGCAUUCAUGUGUUUAGGAGCUGGUUGUUCUUUUUAUUUUUGCCAAAAGGCAGACAUGUGCUUACUAACGCAGAAUUGUUUUCUCGUAUGUGUUUGUCAAGUUUGGGUGUGACUUGUCCUUGAUUAGUUCAUGGUAAUGGGAGAUAAUUAAAAAACUAAAACUGUAAGCUUUUCCCAGCUCUGGUGGAGACUAAGAUAACAAACUGCCAGUCAGACGGGUGAAGAGUAUAUUCACCUUUUGUCAUGUCUGUGCUUCUUGUGCCAAUAGUCAUCAGAGUACUAAACCACUUCCUGAAUCUCAUUCAGAAAACCAGCUACACAUUAAUGGUGGCCGCUCAUCCUGCUCUGUUGUGAAACUUCAAUGUUGUUAAUGUUUACCAUAUAGAGCAUGCCAGCAACGGUAACAAUAAAUGCCUAAAAUGAA